Messenger RNA from Verticillium alfalfae VaMs.102, 588 nucleotides. RefSeq lists its product as hypothetical. Lineage: Eukaryota; Fungi; Ascomycota; Sordariomycetes; Glomerellales; Plectosphaerellaceae. The transcript has a single exon. The record is from RefSeq and is a predicted model, not a curated record. The coding region runs from base 1 to 588 and encodes 195 amino acids.
AUGAUCUGCCGACUCUGCCAACGGGCCCUGGCGCACACGAAGCCCUCGCCGUCCCACAUCCUCCGCGCCGCACCCUCGUUCCGCGUUCUCCCCACACUCUCCCAGUCGCAAGGCCUCCGCACCGCCCAAAGACAGCCCGCCCGCCUCGCGCCCCAAGCUCGUCACUACUCCCAAGCCAGCGCUGCCGCUGCCGCGCCGCCGGCGCUCGAGAAGCCCGACUAUCUCGACGAGGCCGAGGCCUGGAUCUGGGACACGCUCGUAGCCGAGUUUGCGCCCCUCGAGCUCAACGUUCGCGACGUCUCCGGCGGAUGCGGCUCCAUGUACUCAAUCGACAUCACGUCGGCGCACUUCCGCGGCGCCAACAUGCUCAAGCAGCAGCGGAUGGUGAACAAGGCGCUGGGCGACAAGGUGAAGCAGUGGCACGGCGUGAGCUGCGGACCAAGGCGCCGUAGGAACCUGAUGCUCGGAGACCGGCGGUGGAGAGGAACUGUACGAAAAGUGUAUACUGCGGGGUUGUCUUUGGCUGGGGAACCUGUACAACAGAACAUGGAAACGACGCUGCACUGCUGGACACAGCUCGGGGCCUGA